Messenger RNA from Pygoscelis adeliae (Adelie penguin), 1839 nucleotides. RefSeq names its product COP9 signalosome subunit 7B (gene COPS7B). The record is from RefSeq and is a predicted model, not a curated record. Bases 1 to 795 code for a protein of 264 amino acids. The transcript has 6 exons. NCBI's taxonomy places the organism in Eukaryota, Metazoa, Chordata, Aves, Sphenisciformes, Spheniscidae. Gene Ontology annotation, cellular component: COP9 signalosome. Gene Ontology annotation, biological process: COP9 signalosome assembly.
AUGGCAGGAGAACAGAAACCGUCCUGCAAUCUUCUAGAGCAGUUUAUUUUGCUAGCCAAAGGUACAAGUGGCUCAGCUCUGACUGCUCUUAUAAAUCAAGUGCUGGAGGCUCCUGGGGUUUAUGUCUUCGGAGAGCUGUUGGAGUUAACAAAUGUGCAAGAGCUUGCUGAAGGGUCUAAUGCUGCUUAUUUCCAGUUGCUGAACCUGUUUGCGUACGGAACGUACCCAGACUAUGUAGCAAACAAAGAUAACCUGCCUGAAUUAACAGCGACUCAGAAAAAUAAGCUGAAACACUUGACGAUUGUAAGCCUGGCUUCCAGAAUGAAGUGCAUUCCCUAUUCUGUGUUGCUGAAGGACCUGGAUAUGAGGAAUCUGAGGGAGCUGGAAGAUCUGAUUAUUGAAGCGGUUUAUACAGAUAUUAUCCAGGGGAAGUUGGAUCAACGAAACCAGGUGCUAGAGGUGGAUUUUUGUAUCGGCAGAGACAUUCAGAAGAAGGACAUCAGUAACAUUGUCAAAACACUCCAGGAAUGGUGUGAUGGUUGUGAAGCGGUUCUUUUAGGAAUUGAGCAGCAAGUACUUAGAGCCAACCAAUACAAAGAGAACCAUCACCGAACUCAGCAGCAGGUAGAGAUGGAGGUCACAAACAUAAAGAAAACAUUAAAAGCUACAGCCUCGUCGUCGGCCCAGGAGAUGGAACAGCAGCUGGUAGAGCGAGAGUGCCCUCCACACACAGAACAAAGGCAGCCCACAAAGAAGAUGUCCAAAGUCAAAGGGCUGGUCUCCAGCCGUCACUAGAACAUACCAUCCAAAUGUCAUUCAGCUAGGAAUGACAACAGGAGGAGCAAAAAAGGGCCUGCGUCUCCUUUUUCAGUGGGUUCUGGGCCAGUCCCUUCCAGGCUGGCAAAUAAAAGCCCUGUUUGAAUACAGCUCCCAGUUAGCAGCACCUGGCUAAGUUACACUGUGCAGCCCCUAUUAAUUUCCAGGGUGUUCCUGUUCUGGUCCUGUAAAGAGGGACUUCUAAAGAGAGGGACUAACCAAAAGGGGCAGGAAAAAAAAAUAUCUGUGGACAGUUUUUCUCUCUCCCAGCCAGUCUCAUUGCUGCUUAACCUUGAGGAAGCUGCUGUACUAAAUCAGAUCUUGGGAGAACUUCUGUAGCAAGUGUCUGAAUCCCAGGGUUGAAGUGUGGCUACCAAAGCCAGGCUGGGAGCGAGGAAGCCAUCAACACAGAUCUUUCUAUUCCCAAAGGGAGCACAGAAAGGUUUCUAGGUCAGGAACUGCUUUACAUGGAAGUCUUCAGCCUUUCCGCUACCCCUGUCUAUUUUAAACUGGGGUGGAAUUCACACUACCUCGCUCUGUGAAGAUGAGAUCCAGUGCUGGGCUGUUUACUUAACUCUCUGUUUACUGCCCUUACUAAGCCCUUUAAUCUCUCACAGAUUUAAAGCACUGUUCUGCAUCUCUGAGGCCUCAAUACAAUAAGGAGGAAGCAGGCUGCUCUUUCAAGCCUUCCUUCUUGCAGGUGGUUAGGGGCAUACUAGAAACUGUUCCUUCUGAAUGUGAUGUGACCUCCCAGAGCUGCUUGUGAGUUCUUUCCCCCAUUGAUACCUUCAAAGGGUAAUACAUUUGCUCUUCCUUGGAUGCUAGCGACAGAGGUCUGCAUGGGAGAAGAGCCCGUUUAGCAUCGUGGCAGGCUGGUGGCCCAGGACCCACUGGCAGGGGUCGCAGCAGCAUCCCCUUGCUGAAGCAAUGGACUUGACUAGUCUUUCUGAAUUUUGGACACUUUCAGGUUGUAUUUUCCUCCCUUUUUUGUACAUUGUUGUGAUUCUAAAGCAUUGCAGCCUU